Messenger RNA from Arabidopsis thaliana (thale cress), 2025 nucleotides. Its product is annotated as Transducin/WD40 repeat-like superfamily protein. Gene Ontology annotation, biological process: plasmodesmata-mediated intercellular transport. Lineage: Eukaryota; Viridiplantae; Streptophyta; Magnoliopsida; Brassicales; Brassicaceae. The record is from RefSeq and is marked reviewed. Gene Ontology annotation, cellular component: cytoplasm; nucleus. Bases 107 to 1267 code for a protein of 386 amino acids. The transcript has 15 exons.
UCGGUGUUCCUGUUGUUAAAGUCUGAGACUUGGAUUCGAUUAAGUUGUGUGUUCGCUUGGUUUCUCUAUUACAAGAGUUUGGUUUUGUGUAGUAGUUGAAUCAGAGAUGAGUAAGAGACCUCCGCCUGAUCCAGUGGCUGUGCUUAGAGGGCACCGUCACUCUGUUAUGGAUGUUUCCUUCCAUCCAUCAAAAUCUCUGCUUUUCACUGGUUCAGCUGAUGGAGAGUUGAGGAUUUGGGAUACUAUUCAGCACCGUGCAGUUUCUUCUGCUUGGGCUCAUAGUAGAGCAAAUGGGGUUUUAGCUGUAGCAGCUAGUCCCUGGUUAGGAGAGGACAAGAUUAUCAGCCAGGGAAGAGAUGGAACUGUUAAGUGUUGGGAUAUUGAAGAUGGUGGUCUAUCAAGAGACCCAUUACUAAUACUUGAGACAUGCGCCUAUCAUUUUUGCAAGUUCUCUCUUGUUAAGAAGCCUAAGAAUUCUCUGCAAGAAGCUGAAAGUCACUCACGGGGUUGUGAUGAGCAGGAUGGUGGAGACACAUGUAAUGUUCAAAUUGCUGAUGAUAGUGAACGAUCUGAGGAGGAUUCUGGUUUGCUUCAGGAUAAAGAUCAUGCUGAAGGUACCACUUUUGUAGCAGUAGUAGGGGAGCAACCUACUGAGGUAGAGAUAUGGGAUCUCAAUACCGGAGACAAGAUAAUACAGCUUCCUCAAAGUAGCCCUGACGAAUCCCCCAAUGCUUCUACCAAAGGAAGAGGAAUGUGUAUGGCUGUUCAAUUGUUUUGCCCUCCUGAAUCACAGGGUUUCUUACAUGUCUUAGCUGGUUAUGAGGAUGGUUCAAUACUUCUUUGGGAUAUACGCAAUGCUAAGAUUCCUCUAACAAGUGUGAAGUUUCAUUCAGAGCCAGUUUUAAGUCUUAGUGUUGCAUCAUCAUGUGAUGGAGGAAUCUCAGGAGGGGCAGAUGACAAAAUUGUGAUGUAUAAUCUCAACCAUUCAACUGGUUCUUGUACAAUAAGGAAAGAGAUUACUUUGGAAAGGCCCGGUGUAUCGGGCACCUCAAUUCGAGUCGAUGGGAAAAUUGCAGCCACGGCUGGUUGGGACCACAGAAUACGAGUCUAUAAUUACCGCAAAGGAAAUGCUCUAGCAAUACUAAAGUACCACCGAGCAACGUGCAACGCUGUGUCCUACUCUCCAGACUGUGAGCUAAUGGCGUCUGCGUCUGAAGAUGCAACUGUUGCUCUCUGGAAACUAUAUCCUCCCCAUAAAUCUCUCUGAUCUUUAUGGUUCGGUUUUGGUUUGAUUUCUUGACCUGAAUCUCUUGAAUUGGUAAAUAUACAUGAUGUCAUCAUCAAAAAAACAAAUGGAAAAACAGAGAGUAUUUUCUGGUUUGUUAUAUAUAGCCCACUGAUUAGUUUGAUUUGUUCAAACUCGCACGUUCUGCCGUUUUCGGAGAAAAGAAUAAUCAAACGACGCGUAGUUUGAAUCAUAGUACGUUGAGUAGAUUUCACGACCAAAAGAAAUUGCAUUUGCACCAAACUAAUCCGUCACCGUCGUAGGAGACUCAUAACAUCUGAAGACCUAAAAUUCAAACACUGUGUAAAAUGGCGUACGUCGACCAUGCGUUCUCGAUAACGGACGAGGACAUUAUGAUUGAGACUUCAUACACCGUCAAUAACCGACCGCCGGUGAAGGAGAUCGCACUCGCGGUGGCUUUACUCGUGUUCGGAACCCUAGGAAUUGUCUCCGGUUUCUUCAUGGCUUAUAAUCGAGUUGGCGGUGAUCGAGGCCACGGGAUUUUCUUCAUCGUCCUCGGGUGUCUUCUGUUCAUUCCCGGGUUUUACUAUACACGGAUUGCGUAUUAUGCUUACAAAGGAUACAAAGGUUUCUCCUUCUCAAACAUACCGCCCGUUUAGGUGUCCCCUUUUGAAUCUCUCCUACUCAAAAUGUAUAGAGAUGUUUUAUUACUCUAUAGCAAUGAUUGACUUGUUUUCUCUUUUGUGUAGUUUUAUAGAAUUUGAGUCCAGUCCUUUCUU